AUGAGGUACAUCUAUAUUCUCGCGGCUUUGGCCGCUUCUGCCAUCGCUAUGCCCACUGUCGACGGCAACAAGGGCGAUGACGAGGAUUGGGAUGAUGACAAUGACAAUGACAAGCCAACCUGUGAUGUCCACCAGACCGUCGUCUGCAGUGGCAACGGAAACGGUGGUCUGCUGUCUCUGGGCAACCUUCUCAACGGUCUUCUGGGUGAGAGCUGCUCCGGUAAUGUCUACUGCUGCGACUCUGAGGAUGUCAACCAGGUUGGUUUGAUUAACCUGAACCUCGACCUCCAGUGCAGCCUGAACAACCUGCUUUAG
Messenger RNA from Penicillium odoratum, 315 nucleotides. RefSeq lists its product as uncharacterized. The record is from RefSeq and is a predicted model, not a curated record. The transcript has 2 exons. The coding region runs from base 1 to 315 and encodes 104 amino acids. NCBI's taxonomy places the organism in Eukaryota, Fungi, Ascomycota, Eurotiomycetes, Eurotiales, Aspergillaceae.